AUGGUGGCCGUCGUCCGUGCAUACAAUCAGCCCGGCACCCGAAAGAACGACACGAUGGACCUCCAGACAACGCCGGCAGAGACUGCAGGUAUUAGUCCCCUUGCAUCUACGAUCUCAAGAGGAACAAGCCUGGGAUUAAGCCUGGGGCUGUUGGAAGUCUCAGUCGACGACUUGGUACGUAAUAAGCGCCAUCACUGGAUUACGGAUGCAGCAGCUGAGACGGUAGCAGAGGUCUUGGAAAACACUCUCUUGAAGCAAACAGAACGCGGUGCAUGCGGCUGCGCACAGGGUGACCGCCAUUCUGCUGAACCCACUGGCGAGGCCCCCAAUGUUCUCGGAGUGCUGUCCCUCUUGGCUCAGGAGCUGCACAAACUCAAUGCGCAGACGCGGCCGCCGCCACCUAUCGCCGAGGCACUCGUGCCGUCGCCCUCGGUCUCUCAAGGGUCCAGCCGGAUCGCGGUGGAUGGCCACGCUUUUUCAGCCGAGUCACCGGGGCGGCCUCGAAAGCGGCGCAGAGUCGACAGCUGCGGCAAUCCGACCAUUGAGCUCACUUUUGCCCUCGAAGAUCUAGAAAACAUCUGCACAAACCUGCCGCCCCCGGCCCUGCUCGAAGAUGUAAUAAACGCCUACUUUGGCCUUAUCCAGCCCUGGAUACCCAUGAUUCAUGAGACCCAGUUUCGCGCACGCAUUCAUGAUCCCGGACAACUCCCUGGCCUGGUCGUGUUGCUCCAUGCCAUGGUCGUCGCAGCCCUGCGAUUCGUCGACAGUGCGGGCAUCGGCCUCCCCCAAGCCGAGCUGAAGACUCGCGCGACUAGAUCUCGGAAUAUUGUCAUGCUGACUGCAAUGGAUCAUCUCUCUGUGGAAAACCUGCAGGCUCUUCUUAUUGUAGCCUUCAAUGAUAUUGGACAUGGUGACUCGGCUAAGGCAUGGUCAGUCAUUGGGUCACUGACAAGGACGAUCGAGUACGUGCAGCUCAGUGUUGAGUCUGACCUCGACGGCAAGGAGCCUCUGUUGAAGCCCUUGACAACCAUACCCGCCCCCGACAACUGGACAGAAGAGGAGCAGCGAAGACGUGUAUUUUGGAAUGUGUUUUGCCUCGACAGAUGGAAUACGAGUCUGACAUCAGACGAUGUGCAACGCCGGCUCCCGGCGGACGGAGGACUGUGGCAUAAAGAAGAGCCGGUCACGACGCCUUACUUUGGCAUAUGGGAUCGAUCGGCUGCCAGAAUCGGCAAGUCGAUCGCUUUUCUACCCGGUCAUAGCACGGCACCCGCUUCAGAGGCGCCUUUGACAACCUCAAACACCGGCGCAAGCAGCGGCCCUAAUACUGUAGAUAUGACAACAGUGGGAGCAUUUGCCUAUUGUAUCGAGGCAACAGAGUCUCUCAGCAGGGUGACGACGUAUUUUCUUCAGCAGAAAAUCGACUUUCAGGAUCGACAGGAAGUCAGCAGCUGGCUCACAAGAUUCAAGGAGCUCGAUCUGCGUCUCGUCCAAACAGCCCCGUCACCAGCCAGUUUGCGUUUUGUGUUUUUGUCAGCGCUCGUGUCCUACUCGAAUCUGGAGGAAAUGGCCCGGCGCUGGAUGGGCCACUUGCGGGAACAGCCUUUACCUUGUCUAGCUGGCAACCGUCCGAGCAAGAAGUUAGCUUCGCGAUGCCACGAUUUCAAGACCUGGUUGCCGUCGGAUCUGCCGCAACUCCGAAACUGCCGGGGCCCUCCGGCCUCACGCCCCAAGGAUCAGAGGGCCAGCCUGAUGAGCUGUCCGCGAUUUCUCACAUGUUGA
Molecule: messenger RNA, 1782 nt
Organism: Verticillium dahliae VdLs.17
Lineage: Eukaryota; Fungi; Ascomycota; Sordariomycetes; Glomerellales; Plectosphaerellaceae
Exons: 7
Coding region: 1-1782 (593 amino acids)
Biological process (GO): DNA-templated transcription
Cellular component (GO): nucleus
Molecular function (GO): zinc ion binding; DNA binding
Source: RefSeq, a predicted model, not a curated record